CUCAAUUUUUUCCCCACCAGGUAUGUACAGAGCUUGCUGGACAUCAUGGUGUUCCUGGAUAAGGACCCUGAAGACUCUGGGGCCCUGGGACAAUUCACCAAUGCCCUGGUCACGAUCCGAAACCGUCACAACGAUGUAGUCCCCACCAUGGCACAGGGUGUGAUUGAGUACAAAGAGGCUUAUGGGGAUGACCCUGUCUCCAACCAGAACAUCCAGUAUUUCCUGGACCGCUUCUACCUUAGCCGCAUCUCCAUUCGUAUGCUCAUUAAUCAGCAUACUUUGAUUUUUGAUGGCAGCACCAACCCGGCCCAUCCCAAGCACAUUGGCAGCAUUGAUCCCAACUGCAACGUUUCAGAGGUAGUUAGAGAUGCGUAUGACAUGGCCAAGCUGUUGUGUGACAAAUAUUACAUGACUUCUCCUGACUUAGAGAUCCAGGAAGUAAAUGCCCCUGGAACCAGACCCCAUCCAUGGCUUACUAACCAGCUCGACCAGUCCAUCCACAUGGUUUAUGUCCCAUCCCACUUGUACCACAUGCUCUUUGAACUGUUCAAGAAUGCCAUGAGAGCCACUGUUGAAAGCCAUGAGUCCAGUCCCAGAUUGCCACCCAUCAAAGUAAUGGUGGCAUUGGGGAAUGAAGAUCUCUCUAUCAGGAUGAGCGACCGAGGAGGUGGAGUUCCUCUCCGGAAGAUUGAACGACUCUUCAGCUACAUGUAUUCUACAGCACCCAAACCAGAACUGGGCACCGGUGGGACGCCCUUGGUAGGUGUUAAGUAGACCAGAAAAUUGAGG
Molecule: messenger RNA, 789 nt
Organism: Anolis sagrei ordinatus
Lineage: Eukaryota; Metazoa; Chordata; Lepidosauria; Squamata; Anolidae
Source: RefSeq, a predicted model, not a curated record